This is a messenger RNA of Penicillium cosmopolitanum, 798 nucleotides long. RefSeq lists its product as uncharacterized. NCBI's taxonomy places the organism in Eukaryota, Fungi, Ascomycota, Eurotiomycetes, Eurotiales, Aspergillaceae. Bases 1 to 798 code for a protein of 265 amino acids. The transcript is spliced from 2 exons. The record is from RefSeq and is a predicted model, not a curated record.
AUGGGUUUUCAAUCGGCGAAAAAAAGCGAGUUAUUCUGCGGUGUCCGGGCAUACGAAAUUGCUCGGCACCAGGGUGUCAAGCAUUUCGUUUUUGCAAACUCUGACUAUGCCUUCCGAAAAGCUGGGUGGGACGAGAAGUACCGGGGACAUAAUGAUUCAAAGGGCCGUGUUGGCGAUCUUAUUUUGAGUCAUGGGCAAUCUACCAUGAAAACUUCACUUUUGACUACGGGACCGUACAUGGAUAUGCUCUUUGAUGGGAUGUUUGUUCCUGAAGAGCAACCUGAUGGUUCAUUUGUCUGGGAAAAUCCUACCGCGGAUGGCAAAAUUCCACUCAUUGCCCUCGAUGAUGUUGGAGCCUACAGCUUAUGGAUAUUUGACAACCCCUCUGAGUCCGCUGGGCUCAACCUCGAGGUGGCGACGGAUCAAGUCAGCUUCGCCGAGAUUGCAAACACAUUUACUAAGGUGACUGGAAAACAAGGGAUACACAAAGUUGUACCUCUGGAUGAGUAUUUAAUGAAGGCAGAACCGUACCCAGGAGCCUAUUCGAACUGGACAGUCAAGCCUGAUGUGCCUCGCGACGAGUCAUUCAUGACCUGGCGUGAGAUUUUUGCGGCCUGGUGGCGCUAUUGGGGCGAGGGAAAGGGAGCUACUCGCAAUAUGGCAUUUCUUGAUCAUAUUCAUGGCUCUCGUAUUCCUAGUCUGGAGGUAUGGAUGAGGCUGAAGAAUUACGAUGGUGGACCCCGAUCUGUCUUGAAAGAUCUUCAUGAGUAUCGAAAGAGCGGAGUGACCGAGGAUUAG